CUCUUUUCUAUGUUGUCCUUUUUAUUUUGGACUAUUGUAAAAGGUGAAGAACGUCGUACACAAAGGGACGAGAAUUGGAUUCAGGUUCUGGUUGUCUGAAAAUAAAGGUUAGGGACCAAAUCACGUUUUUGCGGAUCGUUGGAUCAUCCGUUUGUGUAAUCGGGUCAGAUUUGGUUGCUCCACUUUCACCUCCGCCAAUGGUGCUCAUUCUCACAAAUGCCUGUUCGAAUCCAGACAAAAACACUAACCAAUCUUCCGUUUACAUUUUAGGGUUUUCUUCUACCCAUCCCUUCCAAUAAUCGCGCUCAUUCUUCUCUCUAAGAGUCUUCUAUAUCCCAGCUUGACACGAUGCGGUGGAUUAUGUACAGCAACUGAUAUUUGAAUACCUUGAUGAAUAGAUAUUUGGUCAAUCAAAUUAGCUUGAUUCAUGAAGAGAAGGGUUAAUCUUGUAUGGUUCAGAAACACAUUUUAUCCUUCGAACGCCAAUGCAGAUCAUUUGACCUUUGUUUGAAGACAUGGAUAAUGUUAAAAAUGGUAAUACUUCUAUGCCAAACGGUUCUCUCAUAAAGCCUGUUGAUGAAAAACAAACUAGAAACCAUGAUGACCUUUUGACUCGUCGUCUGAAGAACCGAGAAAGGCAGCGUCGAUAUAGGGCUCGGAAACGUCAUGAGACUGAUUUGAAGAAGGCUUUAAUCAGUAAUCAAUCUACUCCAGUUCAGUUUCAUCAGGUGUCUACUGAAAACCAAUCUGCUCCGCUGCAAGUAAAGGUUUCCCAAAGUGUAACUUCCCCAGAUAUUGUGACCCGUGUUCACUGCCAACGAGACUGGAAGCGAGAUGCUAGAAGGGUCCAAAUAAAUACGGAACAAGAAGUCAGAUCUAACCGCCCGAAUAAUUUUGGGACACCAACACUUGAUGGUAGUCUGGUGCCCACCUUGCAGUCAGGUCUAACGGUAGUUUCGGAGAUGAAAAAUGGAAUUCAAUCCAGUGAUCUUGUCCCAGAAGAUAAUACAGCACAGAGAUCAGUGCCAAGCCGCAGGCACUGGAAAGCAGAGGCCAGGAGCAAGAAAAUCUAAAGUGGCCGAGGCCAGGCUUUUUUCUGGGUUAGUGUGAUUGUCUAGCCAAUGUUAAUAAUUGCUCGAUAACUUCUUGUCUUAGGAGGAGCUUUUAAUGGAAAGGGAAUUGCUAUAGAAAUCAUGUAAUAUGAGUAAGUUAUCGUUGUUGGCUUCUUUUGUUAGUAGUCCUUACUGGAACUUCAAAUUUGUUUCUUUCCCGUUGUUGGUGUUGCUAUUGCAGAUUAAAGAAAUCAACAAACGAAUUGGACAGUAACAUUCUCGUUUUUUGUUUGAAUUGUUGGCACUUGGCAAGACUCGUAGAGGCACUUAGUAAAACAUGGUUAUCGGCUGAAGUAACUUGUGAUGUGAGAAAAAUAGGGCGUUUUGAGA
Messenger RNA from Olea europaea var. sylvestris, 1442 nucleotides. RefSeq lists its product as uncharacterized. Bases 516 to 1073 code for a protein of 185 amino acids. The transcript is spliced from 3 exons. The record is from RefSeq and is a predicted model, not a curated record. Lineage: Eukaryota; Viridiplantae; Streptophyta; Magnoliopsida; Lamiales; Oleaceae.